CUGGCAGAAACCACAGGAGACAGAGAGACCAGAGAAACUGUUUAGUGAAAAAUACCCCAAUCAGCACCGACCAGUGUCCGAUCAGCGCUGAAAGCCACGAAGGGAAGCAGAGGGAAGACGGAGCGCCGGUCCGUCCGCCCUCCUCAGCACCGCGCAGGGGAGACACGCAUCGGAGGAAAGAUUCCCCGCAACGCAUUGAAAGCUUCUGGUGAGGAGAAGAGGAGAGCGGAGGGCAUCGGAUAGCCAACCACGACAAUGGCAGCUCCAGACUUAUUGGACCCAAAAUCAGCCACUCACAACACGAAGCCUCGCCUCUCCUUCUCCACCAAGCCAAUCACACUGACGCCUCGGGAGGAAAGUGAGGUCGUGGCCACAGUGAUGAAGUGGAAGACGGUGACCGCCAUCUUUCUUUUGGUGGUUCUGUACCUGGUGAUAGGAGCCGCCGUCUUCAGAUGGCUGGAGCAGCCUCAUGAGAGUGCCCAGCGUUUGGCCAUCCUGUCCCAGAAGCUGGACUUCCUGUCCCAGCACUCCUGCGUCAACCAGAGCCAGCUGGAGGAGCUGGUCCAGCAAGUUGUGUCUGCUGUCCGAUCCGGGGUGAAUCCUGCAGGAACUUACACCAACCACAGCAGCCUGUGGGACCUGAGCUCCGCGUUCUUCUUUGCUGGAACUGUCAUCACCACCAUCGGAUUUGGGAACAUCUCUCCCCACACCGAGGGAGGGAGAAUAUUCUGUAUCAUCUACGCUCUGCUGGGAAUACCGCUGUUUGGUUUCCUCUUGGCAGGUGUAGGUGAUCAGCUUGGCACCAUCUUCGGGAAGGGAAUCGCCAGGGUGGAGAAAAUGUUUGUGCACUGGGCCAUCAGCCAGACCAAGAUCCGAGUGAUAUCCACGCUGCUGUUUGUCCUGUUCGGCUGCCUGCUGCUGGUGGCGCUGCCGGCGGCCAUCUUUAAACACAUCGAGGGCUGGUCUGCGCUGGAGUCCCUCUACUUUGUGGUCAUCACCUUGACCACCAUCGGGUUUGGAGACUUUGUGGCAGGUGGGUCAGACAUAGAGUACCUGGACUAUUACAAACCGCUGGUUUGGUUCUGGAUUCUGGUGGGACUGGCCUACUUCGCUGCUAUCCUCAGCAUGAUAGGAGACUGGCUCCGAGCCAUCUCCAGGAGGACAAAAGAAGAGGUCGGAGAGAUCCGGGCGCAUGCUGCAGAGUGGACCGCCAACGUCUCUGCGGAGUUCAAAGAAACCCGUCGCCGCGUCAGCGUCGAGAUCUACGACAAGUUCCAGCGAGCCGCAUCCAUCAAACGCAAACUGUCCUCAGAGCUGGGAUUCAGUUCGGCGCCUGAACUCACGCUUCCACGUCGGGCCACGUCGAUCAAUUUCACCGACGAACGGGAGAGGAAUGACAAGGAGGCCGGGCUAAAGGGUCUGAGCGCGCCGCUGACCAGAAACGGAUCGCUGGUGAACGGGCUGGACCUGGAGAGAGGAGACGUCUCGAUUAUCGAACACCUCAAGUAGAAGAUGAUUCUUCCAGGGUUAAAAGAGUUUGGGGAAUUUCGUCAAACAAAGAGCUGAGAGAACAAACAGAACAUGGUAAACAGUUUUCACUUCAGACAAAUCUCUGUUUUCUCCAAAUUACAACAGGUAGUAGCUGCUGAUUUGGGUUCAGUCAUUUAUGAGGUGCCGUUUGUAAAGUUACUAAGCAAAAAAUAAAAGAUAUAAUAUUUAUAAUAUAAACAUUAUAAUGUAUGCA
Poecilia latipinna (sailfin molly) is the source of this 1744-nucleotide messenger RNA. Its product is annotated as potassium channel subfamily K member 2-like. Gene Ontology annotation, molecular function: potassium ion leak channel activity; outward rectifier potassium channel activity. Lineage: Eukaryota; Metazoa; Chordata; Actinopteri; Cyprinodontiformes; Poeciliidae. The coding region runs from base 256 to 1509 and encodes 417 amino acids. Gene Ontology annotation, biological process: potassium ion transmembrane transport; stabilization of membrane potential. The record is from RefSeq and is a predicted model, not a curated record. The transcript has 9 exons. Gene Ontology annotation, cellular component: plasma membrane.